Sardina pilchardus (European sardine) is the source of this 5076-nucleotide messenger RNA. RefSeq names its product nuclear factor of activated T-cells, cytoplasmic 1-like. The transcript is spliced from 10 exons. Gene Ontology annotation, molecular function: transcription factor binding; DNA-binding transcription factor activity, RNA polymerase II-specific; RNA polymerase II cis-regulatory region sequence-specific DNA binding. Bases 58 to 2925 code for a protein of 955 amino acids. The record is from RefSeq and is a predicted model, not a curated record. Gene Ontology annotation, biological process: regulation of transcription by RNA polymerase II; cytokine production; calcineurin-NFAT signaling cascade. Gene Ontology annotation, cellular component: transcription regulator complex. Lineage: Eukaryota; Metazoa; Chordata; Actinopteri; Clupeiformes; Clupeidae.
CUCUAAGGUCUCGCACACACACCGCCAUACGUCGGCUUCCGAGCCUGAGCCGCAACAAUGAACUCCAGGAGAGAAGAGCCCGAGUUUGAUUUCAACUAUCUCUUUGAGUUCAACCAAGGAGUGCAGCCCCCCAUGCAGAGAGAUGCCUUCAACUACACUCCGAACGUCAGCCUGUCCCUGCCGCUCGGCAUGGGCAACCCCUACCUGGCCAACCAGUACCACAACCUGCAGACGAGCCCGGUCAUCUCGGUGACCUCGUGCCAGCAGAGCGGCUACUCCAUGCACGAGGACGCCGUGGCCUCGGGCUACUACCUGCGGCCCAACGGCGCGCCGCCGCUCGAGAGCCCGCGCAUCGAGAUCACCGCCUACGGCCAGUUCGCCGACGACGAGGUGGAGGAGAGCGGCACGGCCGACCCGGCGGUCAACGCCAAGCAGCGCAACGUGGUCAACUCGGUGGUGACCCUGACGCUGCCCAACGCCGACGGCUACCGCGACCCCAGCUGCCUGAGCCCGGCCAGCAGCCUGUCGUCGCGCAGCUGCAACUCGGAGGCGUCGUCGUACGAGUACUACAACUACGACGUCUCGCCGCAGAACUCGCCCUGGCAGUCGCCGUGCGUCUCGCCCAAGGGCUCGUCCUCGCUGCUCUCGUGCCCGCACGCCUCCAUCGCCAUGGCGACGGCCGGCGUCAUCGGCGGCUCCACCUCUUCGCCCACGCGCCACUCGCCGUCCAACUCGCCCCACGCCGGAAUCGCCCACAACAACAACGACGACGGCGGCGGCGGCUGGGGGAACGGGAACGGGAACGGAAACGGAGUGCCGCGCAACGGAAACGGCGGCUCUCGGCCGAACUCUCCGUCGUGCGGCGUCACCGCCGGGAAGAGGAAGUACAGCCUGAACGGCGCCCCCUACAGACAGCCCUCGUACUCGCCCAACCAGUCGCCCGUGCCCUCCCCGCGCGGCUCCCCGCGCCUCAGCGUCGCCGGCAGCGACGACUCCUGGAUGGCCUCCAACACCAACCAGUACACCAACUCCGCCAUCGUGGCCGCCAUCAACGCGCUGACCACCGACGGCGUGGUGGACCUGGCCGAGGGCAUCCCCGUCAAGUCGCGCAAGACCACCGUGGAGCACGGCCCCGGCAUGAGCCUGAAGGUGGAGCCCAGGGAGGACGAGCUGGGCCCGGGCGGCGGAGGAGACCUCUGCCAGGAGGACUACAACGGCACCGGCGCCGCCACCACCCGCCUGCCCUUCAAGAAGGAGAGCUACUGCACAGGGUUCCUGGACGUGCCCCCGCAUCCAUACUCAUGGUCCAAGCCCAAGCCAUACCUCAGUCCCUCUCUGCCCGCUCUGGACUGGCAGCUGCCGUCCUGCUCGGGGCCCUACAGCCUGCAGAUCGAGGUGCAGCCCAAGUCGCACCACCGCGCCCACUACGAGACAGAGGGCAGCCGCGGCGCCGUCAAGGCUCUCUCCGGGGGCCACCCCGUGGUGCAGCUGUACGGCUACAUGGAGAGCGAGCCGCUCACCCUCCAGCUGUUCAUCGGCACGGCGGACGACCGGCUCCUGCGCCCGCACGCCUUCUACCAGGUCCACCGCAUCACCGGCAAGACCGUGUCCACCGCCAGCCACGAGGUGCACCAGAGCAACACCAAGGUGCUGGAGAUCCCCCUGCUGCCCGAGAACAACAUGCGCGCCAUUAUUGACUGUGCUGGGAUCCUGAAGCUGCGUAACUCUGACAUCGAGCUGCGUAAGGGGGAGACGGACAUCGGGCGCAAGAACACGCGCGUCAGGAUGGUGUUCCGCGUCCACAUCAACCAGCCCAACGGCCGGACAGUGUCCCUUCAGGCAUCCUCCAACCCCAUCGAGUGCUCCCAGCGUUCGGCCCAGGAGCUGCCCCUGGUGGAGAAGCAGAGUCUGGACAGUUACCCCGCCACAGGGGGCAAGAGAGUGCUCCUGAGCGGCCACAACUUCCUGCCCGACUCCAAGGUGGUGUUCGUGGAGAAGGCCCAAGAUGGACACCAUCUGUGGGAGACAGAGGCAAAAGUCGACAAGGACUCCAUUAAGUCUUGCUCGCUGGUGGUGGAGAUUCCUCCGUAUCGCAACCAGAGAAUAUCCAGCCCUGUGCCGGUCAACUUCUACGUGUGCAACGGCAAGAGGAAGAGGAGUCAGUACCAGCGCUUCACCUACCUGCCUCCCAACGUCCCUAUGAUUAAGACAGAACCUAGUGACGACUACGAAUCCCAGGGGGCACCUGUGAUGUCAGUGCACUCCAAGUCCUAUUACGGCCAGCAGAGACUGACUCCCAUGAUGCCGCUGGGUGAGGUGGACGGCGGCUGCCUGGUGAGCGGGUACCCGUCGUGCCCGCAGCGUCACGGCGCCGCGCCCGCCUCGUCGUCCUCGUCCUCGCCGCCCAGCUCCAGCUCCAGCCCCAAGCUGCACGACCUGUCCCCCGUCGUCGUGGCCGUGGCCUACCCCAAGUGCCUUCCCGGCAGCAGCCCCACGCACCACUCGCUGCCCUUGCAGGAGACGGCCGGCGGCGGCGGCGGCCGGGGCGGAGGAUCCCUGGGCCUUCCCGCCUCGCCGGACCACCACCCGUCCCUCACCCUGCUCCACUCCACCCAGGGCGGCAGCCCCGGCUACAACCCUCCGCCUCCGCACCCGCUGUACCCCAACAGCAGCCCCUCGUCCUCCCCGGUCUCCCACCCCUCCACCCCGGGCGCGGCCUCCGCGGAGAGCCCCUGCUUCGUCCCGUCCUUCAGCCCCGGCCAGACGCCCUCGGCUGGGGCCCAGAGCCAGGGCAGUCCCGCCGACAGUCCCCCGUCCAUCACCGUCAAGCAGGAGCCCCAGGAGCUGGACCAGAUGUACCUGGAUGAUGUCAAUGAGAUCAUCCGGAACGAUCUCUCCAGCAUCUCGGUCCACAGCCACGCAUAGACGCUCCUGCCCGCAGACGCGCCGAGACCAAAGGGACCACAAGAAAGGGAGAGUCUCUUAAUCCAGCUCCAUAACCCCCCCUCCUCAAAGACCACCAAGACUUUGUGAGACUGUUUCCCCACUCCCACUGCCGUCCACCAUCCUGACCGGUCUCCUGCCCUGGGUGGGGGGGGAAGUUCUCCUACUGGACUGGCCACAGAUAUCACCCCCCCCCCCCCCCCAGACCUGCACAACUACUUGUUGAUUGAUUGAAUGUCUCACAUGAAUAGCCUUAAAGCCUGACGAGGUGUACAUAGCAUUUGUUGCGCUCUUGCCUUAAGUGAGAGAGAAAAAGAAAAAAAAAGGGAUUGCUCUUGUAUAUGGACCAAGACUUUUAUGCUCUUUAAACUGAUGACCUCCUCUGCAUACGAGAGAUAGGCUCUGUGGUCUGUGUAUGCAUAUGACCAGUGUGUGUGUGUGUGUGUGUGUACGUGUGUGUGCAUGUGUGUGUGUGUGUGUGUAUGUGUGUGUGUGUGUGUGUGUGUGUGAGAGUGUGAGUGUGGGGGAGUGAAAUAGAAACAGGGUUAGGGAGGAAGGCGACUUGCCAUGGGUGUUGCCUUAACAGCAUGCACAAAUAAGGAUGCAAUUCUGCUCUCUCUCUCUCUCGCGCGCUCGCCGCGCGCCACAUUUCAACCAGGACUGGUUUUUAUAUGCCUUUUUAUUUUCAUUGAUUGUUUGUUUACAGGAAAGCUGGAAUAUGUAUAGAAAACAAAAUGUGCUCAUAGAAUAGACAUCUUCAUGAAUAUCCCAUUCCUCUUCCUUUAUAAUAUGGACAGAAAUUUCUCUGUAAUGGUCUUUGUAUAAAUAUGUUUAUUGUUGGCCUGUAAAUAAGCAUUUCCUGCCUAAUGUAGCACUCCCUCCAACCAACACUGAGGAGAACUCCAGAGUCCGCUGGGUCCCAGUGCAAUUGAGAAUUUCUCUGUAUUUCCUCCAUCUUUUGAAGGAUGUAUGGUAAAUGUCAUAGGGAAUGGUUGGGCUUUUUAAGCUGAUAUAUCUGAUUUAUAUGUGUCCAUAUUUAACUAUGUACUGCAGGGAUUCACUAAAGCCAUGAAGUGGACCAUGAACUUUAUCCCCUAUGAAUUGGCUAAAGUCUCCAUGGUCAUGUGAUAGAUUUUUGUUAAGAUGAUGAUUGUUGAAUUUCAGCAGUUAGACAAUCAAAGAGUUUCAAGACAAUCAUGUGUUUGUUUGUUUUUUAACUGUAAUCUAUUACCGCCUUGCAAAACAAUCCCUAAUAUUGCCACUGUGGAAGCCUUUCUUCGAUGUCUAAGUCAAUGCAUUCCAUUUGAUAUGUAAAUUCAACCAGUGCUUCUUUCAUACCACUUGGACAGGGCAUGCUAUUUAUUGCAUGUUGUUUACUUUCAGUGUUGAUACAUGUCACCUACAGUACAGCUAGCACAGACACUUCUCCAAUUGGCAAUAACAUGAUACCAAAGAACCAUGACCAUUUUUCAGAAUUGUAAACUGUAAUUCUAUGCACUCCCUCUCUAUCAGGCUCGUCAGGGUUUCAUCUCGGGAAUUUUCCCCCAGCUUUGUGUUUAGAUACUUUAGAGACGUUUGUAUUCACACUUGGCAUGACCAAAACCGAGUAGACAUUUUGAAAAAUGGCCGCUGUUCCUUUUUGUAGGCUCUCUUGUCCCUUUAAGUGAUCUUGGUGUCUGUUUCUUCACCGUUAAUGUCUAAACCAUUUGGGGUUAAGGGUGGGUGGUGAAUUGUUGAAGAAUGGAUAACAGAGACCAACACUGAGUUUCGAUUGGUGUCCUCGCUGAGAAUCAAUGUUGUCGCACAUUUGUUGUUAUAUGCUAUCAAUAUCUUUAAAAGCAUGCACUUAAUACCGAUGCUACAGUUGUUAUCUUUUUACUUUAGUACGCCAUAACUAGCUACAUAUGUAUUUUGGAGUAUGUUUCUCUAAUGUAGAUUAUAAACGCAUGUGUAAUGUUUCUGAAGAUUUUCUCUCUUGUGCCUUAUUCCGCGUCGUCUCCGAUAAAUAUGAUUGUAUCUCCUACUCCUGUCCUCUCUUCAGGCACACAGUGAAAUAUCUCCUCUCCUCUCUAAUAUGAAAUAUUUAUAGUAAUGAAAACGUGUGUGUUAUGUACACAUUAUGCAUUCUGCAAC